AUAUUGGUGUAACUUCCGCUUCGAGAUCGAAGAACAACAAACAUUUAUUUUAUAUUGCCGUUCGAUUCAUGAUUCCUGAGACAUUUUGCACGAGGAGGAAAAUGUUUAAUUAUUGGAGUGUUUAAUAAUUUGGAAAUUCAGGUUGUUCAUACACCAAUACACGAUGACAUCACGAAGUGUGCGUACUGUGACUGAAUGUGUUGAGCAAUCAGAGGGAGAUGGGGCCAUCAUUAAGCGUUGCCUGGGAGAGGAUGUGUCUGACAUAGUUGACCCGUUUUUAAUGCUGGACGAGUUUGUCGUAAAUCCCCCGACCGGUUUUCCUGAUCAUCCACACAGAGGAUUUGAACUGGUGUCCUACAUAUUACAAGGCACCGGUCAACAUGAGGACUUUAUGGGACACAAGGGCAAACUGAAGAUGGGAGAUGUACAGUGGCUGACAGCUGGCCGAGGCAUUGUCCAUUGUGAGUGGUCAUUCGGUCAGGAGAAAGCUCAUGGUCUACAGUUGUGGAUUAAUUUGGCAAAGGAGGAUAAAAUGCAGGAACCAUCUUGUCAAGAAAUACUGGCAGAUAACAUUCCAAGGACAUCCAAAGAAGGUGUGGAGGUCAAGGUCAUUGCUGGAGAAGCAUUUGGUGUCAAGUCUACAAUUCGGACUCGGACUCCGACCCUCUAUUUACAUUUUACGAUGAAGGAAGGCACCUCCUUGAACCAGCCCAUCCCCAAGGGCUGGAACACCUUUGUUCAUGUUCUGUCAGGCCAGGCAUUGUUUGGUCCUGAAAGCAAAGAAAAACUAAUAAAACCAACUCAGACGGCCAUUUUUUAUGCUGAAGGCGACUGUGUGAUAGUGCAAAACCAGGGGUCCAUUCCUUGCAGCUUUAUACUUCUGGCAGGUCAGCCAUUAAAAGAACCAGUGGCACAACAAGGUCCAUUUGUUAUGAACACUGAAGAAGAACUUCAUCAGGCCAUGGAAGAUUAUAAGUCAUGCACCAACGGGUUUGAGCGCGCCCGGUCCUGGCAGUCCAGUUUCCUGCAGAGUAGCAGCUGAUGACUCCGUAUCUAGUCCCGGAAAUUUUAUUUUUGUCACAAAUCCAAGCUGAUUACUUUAGUACAGUGUAUGUACAUUAUAUAUAUGUAUAUUUUUUUCUUUUUAUGCAACUGUUGAUUUUAUACAUUCCACUGUAUGCAAGAGACAUGAUACAGAAGUGUAGUGACUACUGUGAAAUCAUUUUGAUUCGUGGGGGCCAAUGUUCGUGGGAAUGCAAAAUUUUGCAGGUUCGUGGGGAUGUAAUUUCGUGGGUAAUUGAUUCGCUGUCACUAGGAGAGAUAACUCUACUUGGUUAUAAACAAUGUUCAGAGUGACCCUCGAAAUCCACGAACAUCAAUCCCCCACGAACAAUGAUGAUUCCACAGUAUUUGAGACGUGGCUAUAUACCCACAGUUCUUAAAGACGGGUGCCAAUCUAACCUGUAUAUCAACUCAUUUCUGUUGUCAUGGAUACAAUCAUGGUACUCGCUGCAAUGAUCGAUGUUGAUUAUUUUAUAUAAAUAAUAACAGAUUAAAUGACAAACUAAUGCACGAGGUAGUUAUGAAUAGAAGCAGACUGAAAAAACUUGGAGGACAAAGAAAUGCUUGCUUUUGAAUGUUGAAAGCAUUCUUGUUGAUUUGCGAAGUGAUUAUGAAAAUAAUCACAAUUGUAUUUUCCUAGAACAGUAUUGAACAAAUGGAUGAGCUACAUUUGCCUUUAUGAUAUGUGUAAUAUUAUCUGUGCCAAUUAAAUGUAUAUUGUAGUGAUGACGAUAGUUCUGUAAGAAUACGGAAUAUUGGAACUACAAAAUUUUGGAACUCUUCAGAAAAAGAAGUUACGAAGAAUAUGUGUCACUUUGGCAACUCCUGUAUACAAAUUAGUGAUGGCUAAAGACGACUCAUUUCUACAAGAAUACCUGCCUGAUUUAAAGAUUAUUUUUCAGAAUAUUGUAAGUGAAUAUCAGAGUACCAAAGCACGAGUUGUAAGAUUAAAUUUCUGAUGUUUGGUAUUUCAUAGGAACGAGUAUUUUGUCUACUACAUGUGAAUAUUUACUCUUCUUCUUUCUUUUUUUUAUAGAUUUUCUCAAAUUAUUAUUACAACCGACUGUUCUGCAAUGAUAUCACAAAAAUUCAAAUUAUAUGCAUCAUUCUCACUAUCUGAUAGUUGCAUGUGCUUGUGUAUUGAAAAGUUGCCCAAGUUAAUUCGGAGAAUGAGAUUUCAUUGGACAUACUAAAUUUUAAACUGUGACAGAAUCGGAGAAGAAAUAAUAGUUCCAAUAUUCCAUAUUAAAUGAGAUAAUUCAGGUUUUUACACCAAUACUCCACUGCACAACAGAGAGUUUAUUUUAAUUUAUUUUACUCUGUAUAUUGUCAGAAAUCUUGUCCUUUUCAGUCUGGGCAGGUGUCAUUUGUACAUUGUUGUGUUGGAUUAAUAUUGCGGGGAUUUCAAAUUUGGGUUGGAAGUCUGGAUUUGUUGUCGUAAAUCGGGGAACAUUUUUACAAAAUCAGGAUUUUUGGGUAUUUUUAUGCUUUCCCAAUUGGGAAAGUGGGAAUCAGGCUUAAAAUCGGGGAAAUCCUGUCUUAAUCGGGAAAAUCCUGUCUUAAUGGGGAAAUCCUUUCUUAAUGGGGGAAAUCCUGUCUUAAUCGGGGAAAUCCUGUCUUAAUGGGGAAAAUCCUUUCUUAAUGGGGGAAAUCCUGUCUUAAUCGGGGAAAUCCUGUCUUAAUGGGGGAAAUCCUGUCUUAAUGGGGAAAAUCCUGUCUUAAUGGGGAAAGUUGGCCUGGUUUACAACUGUAACUGACACUGCUGGUUAUUAUGACAACUUUGUUCAUUGGCAAAAAGCCAACACUGCUAAAUGCAGAACAUACUUUUAAUUAUUACAUUUAUCGUUAAUUCUUAAUGAUGAUUCUAAUAGCCUUGUAUGAUUUUUACUAUUUGAUAAUGCCUUAGAAAUAUCACAGGAAAUUUUUAAGUUAUGAUUAUUUCUUUUCUUAAAAUAGAGGUCCAUUUUUUCCAGCAAGAUUUACUAAUUAUGAAAUUAACAGUCCUGAUUUGUUUAUUGUUUAUAUUAGUUAUGCAUAAUUUUCAUUACGUUAACUUGUGCGGUUCAUUGGAGAUCUUCCGAUAUGUGUAUCUUGUGCUGUGUUACCCCACCGUGCUGUAAUUGUUUACAAUGUAAUCAACCAUACUGUAAUUUUUGGCAUUAUGAUCAGUCAUGUAAACACUGAUCGAUUGUGGUACACUCCUAAAUAUUUACAUUUCCAAUGUUUUCACCUUUGAUAUCUUUACAAAUUGUAAUGAUAGUUAUUUCCUCAUGAAUGCGCUGCAGUUGUGAACAAUGUGCAUAUGAAUCUGGAUACGUCUAUUUGAACAGCUAGGAUUUCCAACAGAAUUGAAAAUAGAAUGUAAAUAUAAGAAAGGAAUUUUACGAAGUACUAGUAUGCCAGCGUGAAGAAAUAUAAGAAAGGAAUUUUACGAAGUACUAGUAUGCCAGUGUGAAGAAAUAUAAGAAAGGAAUUUUACGAAGUACUAGUAUGCCAGCGUGAAGCAUCAUAGUUCAUACCCUCAUGUAUUUUCAAAAUUUUUUAUUUCUUACUUGUACACUCUUCUUGCAAACUAAGUUUGUUGUUUUUUGGGGGGAGGGGGGGGGGGACAAAUCAUUUUGUCUUAUAUGUAUGUUUGUCCCACUUCAUUAGAAACGUUUGGAAGACUCGACUUUUUGUAGUGGAUUAGCAUUAGAAACUCGCACUGUGUCAUGACUCUAAUGUCAUUAGUAAAUUAAAAGUUGGAAAUUUUUGUUAGAGAAAUAAAUUUAUAUUGGGGACAUUACUAGCUCCCUUAAGCCGCUGAUGACCAGGCAUUGCCAUGUCUCCUUGCCUAUGUCAUAAGACUAAGGUGAAGGUCACUUGUAAAUAAAAGUUCAAAAUGUUUAUCUUUGUAAUGAAGAAACGUUGCAAUUUCAUACAUGACUGAAAGAUUACUAGAGGGCCAACAGAAGCUCGCCCUUGGCACAGAGGUGUGUCAUAUUCUAUUUUCAAGGUCAUUUGGGGAAGUGUUUUAGUAAGCCUCCAGGGAGUGGAGGUAUUAGUCUCAUUAGAACAGCUCUAGUUUCAGAUUAUUUUAAUCAAAUUACAGCACACAAUUAGUAGAGGAGUGUAUAUCCAUACACAAUAUUUACAUUGCACUGAGUAUUUCAGAUUGCAGUUAUGUUUGUUUUGGCAGUUUUUGUGGGGUUAAGACGAUGGGAUUAUUGACCCGAUUACUCGGGAUUUCGUUGGAGGAUAGUGUGUCAGUAUGUGUUCCUUUGUGGUGCUGUGAGGAUGCACAAUAGUGCACAAACAGGUUCUUUUUAGUUUUAAAUAUUCUGUGUUCAUGCACGUUCAAUUUUUUUUUUUAUAAAUUUCAAUUUAUGGAGUUGUUUUUUUUCAUGUAACAAUUUUUGUGAUGUAUCUACAAUUUUUUUAAAUACAAAGAUUAGAUUUUUUUCUUUUAUAUUUCUGAGCAGAAUGCCAAAUUAUUCUGUUAUGUCAGGGUAUGAGGAAAACUGUAAUCAUAGUAUGUCUGCUGUUACAUGUAGGAUAAUGUUUGUACAUUUUAUCAAAUACAGUAAGGCCUGUUUAUAAUGAACACUAUACAGUAUAUCAAAUACAGUAAAGCCUGUUUAUAAUGAACAAUAUAUAAUAUAUCAAAUACAGUAAGGCCUGUUUAUAAUGAACACUAUACAGUAUAUCAAAUACAGUAAGGCCUGUUUUAAUGAACACUAUAUAUACAGUAUAUCAAAUACAGUAAGGCCUCUUUACAAUGAACACAAUCAGAGCAAGUACCUGGCUUGUAGUGAUGUUGAAUUCAUUUUGCAAGGAAAAGAAAAUAAUGGAAUUGGUAAUUAAGUAAGUGAUAAAAUUUUACAUUUCUGAUUAAACCAUUUUGAGUGCCCCUAUACUAUAUCAAGUUUUACUGUAGUAGAAAUCCAUGUACACUUAGUUUUAUUGGAUUUUGAACAUUUUUGUUGUGUUUGUAAUUGGCUUCAUUUUUUUUUUUUUUUUUUUUUUUUUUUUUUUAGAUUUUACCAAGGAUACAAAUUAAUACAUGAUUUUGCAUGUAGAAUAUUAUGAUACAUUGUACAUUUAAGGCAAUGGAAGUCAUGGAGAAUAGAUUUAAGAAAACGAAAAUAUGGAUAAUACAUUUAAGCAAAGGUAAAAAAUAUUGAUAAUAGAAUUACUGUAAUAUUUUUAUACCUCCAUAAUUUUUGGUCUGUUUGUCUGCAAAAACUUUAACCUUUUAAUGGAUGGAAGGAGUUUUCAUACUUCACAUUUGUAUUCCUUGUAUCAAAAUACCGACAUUGUAAUCUUGACCUUGAGGUUUGACCUACUUUUGAAAAACUUUUAAUCUUGACCAUAACUUUUAUCUUGACCAUAACUUUUGAAUGGUUGGUGAUAAGGCUUUCAUAUUUUACAUGUGUAGUCCUUUUGACAAAACCUUUCUAUAGGUAGCUAAAUUUUUGACCUCAUGACCUUGACUUUGGGGUUCAACCUACUUUUGAAAAAACUUUAACCUAUGCCAUUACUUUUGAAUGGUUAGCAAUAGGGCUUUCAUAUUUCACUUGUAUUGUUCUUGCAACACGGCCUUUCUUUGGGUAUACCAGCAUUAUUUUGCCACCAUACGGGGGCAUCAGUGUUUCACAAACACAUCGUAUUUUUAGAAGUGUUGAAAGCUCAUUAUGAAUAUUUUAUGAAUCGGUACAUUCAGUGCACAAUGUACUAGUGUUAGCUACUUAGAAGUAUGAUGGAGAAAUAAUUGAUCAGUUUAUAGAUUCAUGUUGCAGUUUUUUUUACAAAUUAUUUUGCAAUAAUUGAUUUGUUUGUCUCGAUUAGUUUUCACAAAGCACUCUUUUAUUCAAAAAUGAAAGUAGAUAAAUAAAAGUUUAUACUACAGAG
Molecule: messenger RNA, 5952 nt
Organism: Ostrea edulis (European flat oyster)
Lineage: Eukaryota; Metazoa; Mollusca; Bivalvia; Ostreida; Ostreidae
Product: pirin-like
Exons: 9
Coding region: 164-1042 (292 amino acids)
Biological process (GO): monocyte differentiation
Cellular component (GO): nucleus
Molecular function (GO): quercetin 2,3-dioxygenase activity
Source: RefSeq, a predicted model, not a curated record